Molecule: messenger RNA, 1551 nt
Organism: Myzus persicae (green peach aphid)
Lineage: Eukaryota; Metazoa; Arthropoda; Insecta; Hemiptera; Aphididae
Exons: 4
Coding region: 332-1267 (311 amino acids)
Source: RefSeq, a predicted model, not a curated record
UAACAUUUUCGGUUCUCCACGAAUCACAAUAGCAUGACAAAAGUAAUGGUAUUGAGUAUUAUAGUGUUAUUUUUGUUUUCGGUGACCAUUCUGCAUUCCCCUUGAAAUACGUUUUUCUUCUCGACUCCGGACACAGAUGUAUUUACGUUAUACAUUACUGUAACGAAUGAGUUAUUACAUUUUCGUACUUCUCAUGAAUGUUAUACAUUUCAAUUUCCAACAUACAAAUAUAUAAAUUAGUUAACGUAAGCCGUCGUGAUUUGGAUACUGAGCUGUUACGCAAGCGUCGUCAUUCCAUUUCACGUGGUUGUAUUUUAAUACAGAUUUUAAAAUGUUUGACGAGUCUGAGUUGAUUACACAUGACAAUGGUUUAUACACUUUUGCCGAAGUAUUAGCUUUGAAAAGUGUGCGUGAAAUUCAAAUGCCAGUGUGUAAUUUUCUCACUCAACUAACAUCUACAGAUUGCCUCAAAUUGAUGAAACAUGAAAUGAAUAAAUGGUCUGAUCGUAAUGAGUCUAUGGAAAGAAUACUUCUAUUUUAUUUAGUAACAGAUUACAUAGGUUGUGGAUUAUCUUCUCCUGGCUAUCAUGCUGUAUUUCAUAAAAACCUUAAUACAGAAACAUCUAAGAUAAAACUAUUGAAUGAUUUACUAAAAAUCUGGGAUAGUUUAUUCAAAAAUUAUAAAAUUUCAAAUAUUGAUUUUAUUAAAAAAAUAAUAGUCUGUUUGGAGCGACUUUUUAUUAAAAUGUCAAUUUUAGUUCCUGAUAAUCAUGUCAAAUUUAAAUGCAAUAAAGUUAUAGAUAAGAUUAAUUAUUGCAUUAAAGAGUAUGAGCAAAAUAUUUUAGAUGAUGAUACUUCAAGUGAUGAUGAUAUGCAACAACAGCUUAACUGUAACAUGAAAAAAGUUAUAGGAAUUGAAAACAUAGUUCCAAAAACAACAGUUCAAUCUAAAGAGAAUUGCUCUAUCAAAAAUCUUGUCCAAACAAAUAAACGAAAGAGCGAAGUAUUAGAUAAAAGUUCAGAAUGUAUGAUCUUGAAUGAUAAACAACAAAAACUAAACAUGGAUCUUCAAAAGCAUAAUUCUAAAAGUUUAAUUGAUCACCAUCUAUUGAAGAAACCAAAAAUAAUGUCAAGCAGUAUGUUAAAUAGAAGUGCCACAUCAGAUAUUGACUGCAGUGUUACAGUACCUCAUGAACAAGUGAACCUCAAUGCUUUUCAAAUAAUGAUGCUCAAUGCUAAAAAACAAAAAAAAACAAAAUUGAAUUAAUUGUUGAUACUUAUUUAACUUUUGUAACUUUUGUUUUUAUAUAACAAAUAUUUUAGUAUACUGGAAAGUUUUUAUUUUUAUUUUUUAUUACUCAGAUUAUUAUUUUUAUUAAUAUUAUAUUUUCAAUCAGAUUUGAAAGCAAUGGAUACUGCUCAGUAAAAUGUUUUUUUUGUAAUACACAUUAACUAUGUAGACUAUUAACCUAUAUAGCUAUUAUAUGUGAUAAUGAAUUGUACUAUUAUUAUUAAAUACUAUUAGUGGCAUAUAAAAUAUUAUUAUUUUAU